Messenger RNA from Galdieria sulphuraria, 543 nucleotides. RefSeq names its product golgi SNAP receptor complex member 1. Gene Ontology annotation, molecular function: SNAP receptor activity. NCBI's taxonomy places the organism in Eukaryota, Rhodophyta, Bangiophyceae, Galdieriales, Galdieriaceae. Gene Ontology annotation, biological process: vesicle fusion; endoplasmic reticulum to Golgi vesicle-mediated transport. The coding region runs from base 9 to 485 and encodes 158 amino acids. The transcript is spliced from 2 exons. Gene Ontology annotation, cellular component: Golgi apparatus; Golgi medial cisterna; cis-Golgi network. The record is from RefSeq and is a predicted model, not a curated record.
AUGAGUCAAUGGGUCGAUAUUUAGCUUCUUCGAGUAACACCAGUUUGAGUCAAAGUCACGCACUGGAAAGACAUCAAGAAAUUUUAUCCGAUUACAUACAGGAAUUCCGAAAAAGUAAAGCUACCGUGAGAAACUGGUUGGAGAAGAUGGAUUUGUUAGAAAACAGUCAUCGGAAUAGUGUUUCACAAAGUCCUCAUUUGUCUUCACAGGAAGAGUUUUUGUUGAAAGAGCGAAACUCUGUUUCCAACUCAGAACGUGGUGCUGAUUUGGCCAUCAAUCAAGGCUUGGCUGUGAGAGAGGAUUUAGCAAGACAACGGCAAAUAUUUGCAAGUAUGGUUUCUAGAAUGGAACACGUGAGUGAAAGGCUACCGAGACUAAAUAGAUUGAUUGGUCAAAUUCGAAGAAGAAAACGAAGAGAUUUGAUUGUAUUGUGUUCAGUUGUUGCUUUAUUCAUGUUAUUCACAUUGCUUUGGAGAGUGUUUUAAGUUUUUCUUGAGAAACCAUAACAUGCGAUAUAUACUCAUGUGACACUUUGCACACUAA